CUGAUCAGUCACUGGACAUGCAAACAUCAAAAGAGAUGCACGGAACCAUAAUGCUGAUAUUGGCGCUGGGCAGCCUGCUCUCCCUUAUGGGAUUCAUUCGGGCAGAGGAGGCGCCACUUUUCGACUGCAGUGUGAAGUUCAAGUGCUCGGCGGAAAAGGACUUUGUGUGGGCCACAGCCGACGAGCGCUGCUUUGUCUUUCACAAUAAAUGUCUGAUGAGGGUGGAGCAGUGUGCUCGUACUGUCAGUGGAAAAACGGAGCUGAUCGAAACGGAUAGGGAAACCUGCAAGCCGAACUGCAACAAAAUCUGCCUGGACUUGUACGAUCCGGUGUGUGCGCAGAUCUUCCAGGAGGAGUACAUCACAUUUAGCAACGAGUGUGAGAUGCGCAACUCACUUUGCGAGAAUGAGAGACCUUACUCUUACUAUGCCACGGGGGAAUGUGUCGAGAGUCCAGUGGGAUAGUUAAUCACAAUAAUAAUGUGUAUAUGUGUUGUAGGCAAAUUAAAGCAUUCUGACUACAGAA
This is a messenger RNA of Drosophila guanche, 525 nucleotides long. RefSeq lists its product as uncharacterized. NCBI's taxonomy places the organism in Eukaryota, Metazoa, Arthropoda, Insecta, Diptera, Drosophilidae. The record is from RefSeq and is a predicted model, not a curated record. Gene Ontology annotation, molecular function: protein binding. The transcript has 2 exons. Bases 18 to 464 code for a protein of 148 amino acids.